AUGGGACCCGGAGCGAAUAUAGCGGGUAACGACCGUACAUGGCGAAACUACCCGAGAGUAUGGACCAACGACCCGAACGCGAGAGCGAUCACAACGGGCGAUAGACAACCGAGAGAGCGAGACGGUGGCGACGGUGGAUUCGACCGCGCGUACGUUGCGGCACGAACACGCGGCGGUGCGGAGCGCGCGAACAACCGGUACUGGAACAACGCCAUCGGUACGGGCAAAGCGGCGUCUAACCGCGAGACGCGCAAGGGCAACGUUGUGAUUACCGAAAUAUCGAACGAAGACGAGCGCAACGGCGGAAGUAAGCCGAACGCGUCGAAAGAAACGGCGGACGUGAGAAGAAAGCGUCUGGCUGCAAUUAAAUUUAUACCGCGAGAUGAGAAUCGCGAGAUCGUUAAACGUGACAACGAAUCGACCGACAAGAGUCUCAGCAUAUUGCAAACGGAGACCGUGUUACGGGAUUUGGACGAAUUAUUCGCGACCGAGAUAGCGAAAGAGCAAACGGAACCCGAUGCACCGAUGAUAAACGUGCGAUUCGGUGACGUCGAGGUGAGAGCAUUAGUCGAUACAGGGGCGCAAUUGUCGGCGCUGACCAAGAAGCUGUACGACGUAUUGAGCGAGAAAGAUUUUCAAGUCAAGUACCGAAUGCGUAUGAGAUGUGACGAAAGCGGCGCGAGAUUCGAAUUCGAUCCGACAGCCGUGGAUAACGCCGUAGGAGGAGCGAUAAACGCGUUACGAGUAAACGCGACAAUUUUGAACGGCGAAGUUGAGAGUUUAGAAGCGAUACUACGCGAUAACGAGGAGGUAUUUAGACCGGAGAUCGGUGAAGUCAAGCACUACCGGCACACUAUCGUGUUGAAUUCGGAAAAACCGUUUAGGGGAAAGACCUACCCGAUUCCAGAGAAACAUUAUGGCGAGGUAGCGAAGUACAUCGACCGACUCGAGGCGCAAGGUAUUAUAGAAAGAGCCGCGACACCGUACAUCAGUCCUUUGGUGGCUGUUAUAAAACGCAACGGUGAUAUACGGUUAUGCCUAGAUGCCCGGGAGUUGAACAAGCGAACGGUCGACGAUCACGCGCAACCGCCAACGAUAGAGGAGGUGUUCCGACGUAUCGGACGAAAGCGAUAUUUCACGACACUGGACGUGUCGCAGGCGUUCUGGCAAAUACCGUUGGAGCCAGAUUCGCGAAAGUAUACAGGUUUUAUGUUUAACGGACAGUCAUACGUAUUUCGUAGAAUGCCAUUCGGAUUAAAGACCGCGGGGGCAUCCUUCACGCGAGCGAUGGGUUUAGCAUUGGGGGAAUCGGCGCGUAUUGACGAAAUUGCGCGAGGCGGGAUUUAG
This is a messenger RNA of Monomorium pharaonis (pharaoh ant), 1347 nucleotides long. RefSeq lists its product as uncharacterized. Lineage: Eukaryota; Metazoa; Arthropoda; Insecta; Hymenoptera; Formicidae. Gene Ontology annotation, biological process: proteolysis. Gene Ontology annotation, molecular function: aspartic-type endopeptidase activity. The transcript is spliced from 2 exons. The coding region runs from base 1 to 1347 and encodes 448 amino acids. The record is from RefSeq and is a predicted model, not a curated record.